Leguminivora glycinivorella is the source of this 814-nucleotide messenger RNA. RefSeq lists its product as uncharacterized. The transcript is spliced from 3 exons. Bases 11 to 472 code for a protein of 153 amino acids. The record is from RefSeq and is a predicted model, not a curated record. Lineage: Eukaryota; Metazoa; Arthropoda; Insecta; Lepidoptera; Tortricidae.
UAAACCCAGCAUGAGAGCUCAUGCAUUAGUUUUUUUAGUAAUUAUUAUAAUUAUAAUUAAUGUCGACGCUGGGAGGGAUGUUGGUCCGACGAUUCUUCCAAAAUCGAGACGGCGUAUGAGCUUCUAUCGCGUACCCACUAAACAUCGUCUUGCACUUCGUAGCAUCGAAGAUGAUAUUCAACAAAGCAUGUAUAGCAUGCAGUCGUCUAUCCGGAAAUUCAAAAUUGAUAUCCAUACGUUGCAGUCCCAGUACUUACCUUUAAUUCAAACGUUUGAAAAUCUUUUGGAUAAAUGUGAAGCUAUGAAUAUACAAGUACCAGUAACUCCACCACCAGAUAAUAACGGUGACCAGCAAACGAAACACAUCAAGCACCACCAUCACCACCAUCACCAUCGCGAAACUCAUCAUAAACAUAAACAUGAAAAACAUACACACACCGAGCGACAUGAAUCUGUAGAUCAGACUAGAUAAUCAGCGGUGGCCUGUGUCGAAGUCUUUAGGCAAGGGUCCCACGUUAUACCCAUAACUUACCCACUUAAGUACAAUAUUUACUUGUACAGUCACCGGCAUAAAGAAGUAAUGUUUUCUGUACCUUGUCGCCUUUAAUCGUUAGACUAUUUCGUACAACAUUUUAAACAAGACGUUAAUAUGACAAGGUACAGAAAUCAUCACUUAUUUUAUGCCGGUGCCUGUAUCUAUCUCGUAACCUGUCAAAGGGUCAUUAACGCAAGCGAGUGAGACUUUGUGCUUGGAAGCGAUACAUUUAAUAAUAUUCAAUCUCGCAUCUCAAUAUAACCGUGGCAAUGCAAAAAA